This is a messenger RNA of Gopherus flavomarginatus (Mexican gopher tortoise), 4581 nucleotides long. RefSeq names its product casein kinase 2 alpha 2 (gene CSNK2A2). NCBI's taxonomy places the organism in Eukaryota, Metazoa, Chordata, Testudines, Testudinidae. Bases 31 to 1083 code for a protein of 350 amino acids. The record is from RefSeq and is a predicted model, not a curated record. The transcript is spliced from 13 exons. Gene Ontology annotation, cellular component: cytosol; protein kinase CK2 complex; nucleus. Gene Ontology annotation, biological process: protein phosphorylation; regulation of chromosome separation. Gene Ontology annotation, molecular function: protein serine/threonine kinase activity; ATP binding.
CUGCAGCCGCCCCCGCCGCUCGCCCCCGCCAUGCCCGGCCCGGCCGCCGGCAGCAGGGCCCGGGUCUACGCCGAGGUGAACAGCCUGAGGAGCCGCGAGUACUGGGACUACGAGGCGCACGUCCCGAGCUGGGGUAAUCAGGACGAUUACCAACUGGUUCGGAAACUCGGCAGGGGAAAAUACAGUGAAGUCUUUGAGGCCAUAAAUAUUACCAACAACGAGAGAGUGGUUGUGAAAAUCCUCAAGCCAGUGAAGAAAAAGAAAAUAAAACGAGAGGUUAAGAUUCUGGAGAAUCUGCGAGGUGGCACCAACAUCAUUAAGCUGAUUGACACUGUCAAGGAUCCAGUGUCAAAGACCCCAGCUUUGGUGUUUGAGUACAUCAAUAAUACAGAUUUUAAGCAACUGUACCAGAUCCUGACAGACUUUGAUAUUCGGUUUUAUAUGUAUGAGCUGCUCAAGGCCCUGGAUUACUGUCACAGCAUGGGGAUCAUGCACAGGGACGUCAAACCCCACAACGUCAUGAUAGACCACCAACAGAAAAAGUUGCGGCUCAUAGACUGGGGUUUGGCAGAGUUCUACCAUCCAGCUCAGGAAUACAAUGUCCGCGUGGCCUCGAGGUACUUCAAAGGACCAGAGCUCCUUGUGGACUACCAAAUGUAUGACUAUAGCUUAGAUAUGUGGAGUUUAGGCUGCAUGCUGGCCAGCAUGAUCUUCCGAAAGGAACCCUUCUUCCAUGGCCAGGACAACUAUGACCAGCUGGUUCGCAUUGCUAAGGUUCUGGGCACAGAUGAACUGUAUGGGUAUCUGAAGAAGUACCACAUAGAACUGGAUCCACACUUCAAUGAUAUCCUGGGACAGCACUCGCGAAAACGCUGGGAGAACUUCAUCCAUAGUGAGAACAGACACCUGGUCAGUCCUGAAGUCCUGGACCUUCUGGACAAACUUCUGCGAUAUGACCAUCAACAGAGACUGACUGCCAAAGAGGCUAUGGAGCACCCAUAUUUCUACCCAGUGGUGAAGGAGCAGUCCCAGCCCAGCUCAGAAAAUGCUGUGCUCUCCAGUGGCCUGACAGCAGCACGAUGAAGACUGGAAAACAACGGGUCCGAUGCUGUUCCUCCCAAUUUUCCAUAAGCAGAACAAGAACCAAAUCAAACGUCUUAUCAGCGUGUGUACAGAGCUGGCGGCCAGACGGCGUUGCGGUGGCAGGGGAUGAGACCAGAGACCGCACCGGCUCCAUGGCACUCACCAGUUUAUAAACACAAACCUUACUUCUGAAUGUAAAAGGUUCCUCUGCCUUUGACUUCCUGUUGACCUCUUCCUGACCCAGAAAGCAUGGAAAAUGUGAAGGGUAUGCAAAACGGUUGUUGGCUAAUGUUGCCCCCCCCAUGCUGACCUUUGCCCCCCCCCGAACCCCAGCAUAACAUAUUAACUAGCUGGCUCCAGAUUUGAUGCGGCAGGGAGGGGGCAGCGGGGGGGGGAGGAAUACGGCAUGAUGGACAGUUCUAUAUUAUAAUUAAAGGAAUUCUAUAUUAUUGAAUAAAAGUUUUAAAAGAAAUGUAUGGAGAGUAUUCAGUAUGGAAGGAGCCAUGGGGAGUGCCCCCCUGCAGUGGAGGGGGCUGAGGUUGGUUGGAGCCCUUCCUGGUGCUGUCUCCUACUGUUCACUUGUUUUCUGUGGGGGGAAGAGUGUGAAUCUGUUGUACGAUGGUAGGCUAGAGCCUGCUGCCUCCAACUACUGGGCAGGCUUAAACAGCCGGGCUACUGGAGGACAGGAGCUUGGAAAUCGAUAGGAAAACUCCACCCUGGGCCUGCCAUCUUUCCCUCAGUGUUAAGCUCCUUCGGAGGCCUGGAUAAACACUAGAUGCUUGGUCCCCCAUGUGGUGUGUGCCCCACAGCAGAGGGUGAGACUGGCUGCCACUUUUAGCUAGUAUCCCAUUUGCCCCCCCUUUCCCCCUGUCUCUGAAUGAAUGGCAGAGCCAGGAAAGGCACAAACACUUUCUCCUUCCCUACCCCAGCUGAGAAGGACAUGGUACAGGGUGAGGUUUCUCAAGAGAUGUUCUAAUCAAGGGAGGCCUUUACAACUCUAGUUCAGGGUCUGGCUGCCUGGAGAUCUCAGCUGGAUUUAAAAAGAUGAGAGAGCCCCUGUGUCUGCACCAACACCCCUGCCAUGGACACACAUAAUGGGUGACUUCAGUCCUCUGAGCCUCUCCCCUGCUCAGGAGGGCUGGGGCAUUCUCAUUAAUCCUAAACACAGUAGACUCCUUACCCUCACAGUUCUCUGUGGGGACCACUGAGCCCUCAUUUCUGCCCCCCCACUCUGCAAGUACCCCCAGGCAGAACCAGCAGUGCUAACAAUGCUUCCUCUUCAGUGACUGCUCCCUGGAGUGCUUCUGACUUCCUCCUCGGCCACUGCCUUGAGCUGCACCUCCAUCUGGGUAGUGAAUCGAACCGGCUGGUGGAGUAAACCAGGGCUUUCUCCCUGCUUCGUCCAUCCCUCUAACCCCGCUCAUAUCAAACCGCCUUCCUGCUAGCAGUAGUGGUGCCACUUGCGUUUCCUAACACCCUCGGUUAAGGAAGAGAUCUCUGUCACGGCAGCCAACUCGUCACCUGCUCAGUCGUCAAGUGUUUAUCCCAGCUGUCUCUCUGCACUGGGCAGACAGCAUUUCCGAGCCAAUGAGCUCAAGCUUGAAAUUAACAAACCCAGACGCUUGAAACUACUUUUUAAAAUCCCAGCAGGACUUUGUCAUUUCUUUUCUCCGGCCCUCCUCUCUGCCUCCAGCUCCCCUUGCAUAGUUUUUAUCCAGCGCCUUGGUACUGAAGCUGUCUGUUGUAAGGCUACCUCUGAUAUAAGGCUAUCUGCUGUAUGUUGUGUCUCCUGGCUCUUUGGAAGCUCAUUAUAAAUACCUCUUUAUAACAAGCACCUCCCUGUAAUGUACGUUUAGUAUCUUCUAAGCCUUAUAGAAGUGGUGCUAUGUAUGUGUGCGUGUGUAUAUAAACUCUGUAUUUAUCUUCUGUUUCCAUGUGUGGGUCUAUGUAUCUAGGGCAGUGCUGGGCAGUGCAGCUGAGGGAUUUGCUUAAGGGGAAAAAAUAUGCAGGUGGAAUCUUAAAAUGGGCUCUAUGCCUUUAAUGUGUUGUGGCCUCUGCCACUCCCCGCUUACCAGCCUCCUAGUUGUGUUCACAGGAAUACAUGCUAGCCCUGCUUGGUUUUUCAGGGCCGAGGAGCUGAUGGGGAAGGGUCCCUGGGGAUGUCUUCAGUAAGCCUUCCCCAGAGGCAAUCAGUCUGUGCUUCAGACUUGCCUGUGUACCUAGCACUAAACCGUUGGCCCGAUCAGGCUGUAGCUCGUGUCAGUCACACCUGUUAGAACAGGGUCCCAUCUGCACAGGCACAGCACAAACGUGCCAUGGCCCUGCUGUGUUGUAACUGGGUACCCCAGCACUGUAGUCCUUGUAGUGUAGAUGGGACAGCCUGGUCACUACGGUAACCUGACUCCCAUCCUGGUUAAAUCCAACCUAGGCCUCCCUUUAUGCUUAACAUCACCUUCUUAAAAUGGCCUGACCCUGAGAAACAGUUUCACCAAGGAAAGGAACUGGAUGUGCCAUCCAUACAGAGUGCUACAGAAGCCGCAUAGAAAGAGGUCUAUUUUCAGUUACAAUAGACCAAUUUGCAUAGGACAGUGGCUUCCUUCUGCAUCCCAGCCUCCAUUUCAUCACUCACCUUUCUCCCAACGGUCUCCCUCUGCUCGGCCUUUCCACCAUGUGCGCCCUGCCCCCUGCUUGAUACAUCCUCAAUCGCCUGUUUUUAAAGGGGCACUGUUGACUACUUUUUUCGUUUUAAUUUUCUUUUUACACUCCCUUAUUUGUAACAUCCUCAGAGAAGCUCCAGAAAUAAACCGCUCUUUGCCUACUGAUCAUUGUUUGCCAUUUGUCAAAAUGCUGAGCCUUUUCCUCACCCUCUCACUCGUCUUUUCGAAUCCUGCACAGGCAAAUGUGACUUCCCUCCUCCCCACUUCCUGGCCUUGUCAGUGUCCGCACAGGGCUAGACCUGUCCUGAUAGGUUGCUGCUGCAGGAGCAGCACUGUGGUGAUCUAUCUUUUUGCCUGGGUUUGGUGAAACUAGGAAGUAACCUAAAAAAAAUAAUAAUUCAGCAACAAAGUGGAUUCAAAAGGAAAGAAUUCUGCAGAAAAAGAGAGAACUUCCUUCUGGCCAGUACUGGUCUUUAAGCAUCAUUUCCUGCAUUACACGUCUCUUGGGAGGAGGAGAGAGAAUGGAGAUGCCUUGGAUAAAAGUUGAAAUUGCCUUGAUUUUUCUUUAGAAUUCACUGAGAAACUAGGACAAAUGGUUUGAAAACACAAAAUGUUUCCAUGUAUAUUGCUUGUGCAAAACAGCUAGCAGUAAGAUGAGUGUCUGGACAGCAUCUGCACAGUGGAUGAAUGAGGGGCUGGGCUAUUCAGGAAUGGCAGCUGUAUAUUUGCCCUCAUCUCAUGUGUUAACAGAUUGGAUUUAUGGAGUCAUUUAUUUAACUGUGUUGUAUAAAGUGUUUGUACUCUAACCAAUUGACUAAAUAUAGUUCUAAUUUUUAAAUAA